Molecule: messenger RNA, 785 nt
Organism: Metopolophium dirhodum (rose-grain aphid)
Lineage: Eukaryota; Metazoa; Arthropoda; Insecta; Hemiptera; Aphididae
Exons: 3
Coding region: 153-785 (210 amino acids)
Source: RefSeq, a predicted model, not a curated record
AAAAUAAUAAUCAAACAAUAAUUCAUUGAAGUAUUUUUAACAGAAUGCCUAUACGGCUAUACCUGUAGUAAAAUAAUAAAAUUUUUAUCAUAUAAUUAUAUAAUCUGUAUUAACAUUUAUAGAGAGCUCGAAGUAUUUUUAAUACUUUAGAAAUGGUUUAUGUUCAUUUCUCUCGACCAUCCAACAAUGCUAAACUCAUUGAAGUUCAAUCUAAACUAGGUUUAAAAAAAGGAAAUGUUCUCAGGAUAUGCGAUACAAGAUGGGUAUGUCGCUAUAAAAAUUGCGAGUCGAUGAUAAAAAAUUACUCAUCAAUAUUAGAAUUUUUAAAGAAUGAAGUUGAAGCACAAGUGGACAAAGAUGCUAUUGAAGCUAUCGGUAUUCUCGGUCAAAUACAAAACUGUGCUUUUUUUAUUGGAGUUACUCUAUUGAAAGACAUUCUUGGUAUCAUUAAUAUAAUAAGUGUCACAUUACAAUCUAAAAAUGCCACUUUAGGAAAAGCAAAAAGCAUUAUCAAUGGAAGUAUACAAAGUAUUGAAAAAUUACGUUCUGACAUUGAAUUUUCUACAUUUUGGCAAAAAAUUACAUCUUUAGCUGAAGAGAAUGAUAUAACCCUUGAAGUACCACACAAAGGAAGAAAACGGAUAAGAACUCAACCGAAAUCUUUGAACAAUUUUUACUUACAAUUAACAACUGGAGAAGAAAAUGAACCAAAUAUUACACAAUCUGUUGAAGACUAUUGGAGACAAAAUUUAUACUAUCCAAUAAUUGAUUCGUAUAAUCGUUAA